Messenger RNA from Culex quinquefasciatus (southern house mosquito), 1928 nucleotides. RefSeq names its product extensin-3-like. NCBI's taxonomy places the organism in Eukaryota, Metazoa, Arthropoda, Insecta, Diptera, Culicidae. The record is from RefSeq and is a predicted model, not a curated record. The transcript is spliced from 4 exons. The coding region runs from base 151 to 1692 and encodes 513 amino acids.
GACUGUUGGACAUUGUGUGAGUGUGUGAGAGAAGAACACCAAAACUAAACCUAAUACGGUGUGGUGGAGUGAUAAAAAGCUCUUUGUGAAAGUAAUCAACCGGGAAACAGGUGCUUUGACCAGACCGUAGCGGUGAUUAAAUUUCGCAAAAUGGCCAAAAUGGUCAUCAUUGGCUUUGUGAUAUGGUCUUGCCUGUUGCUACAAAUGACUCCCGCCGAACCAGAGACCCAACCCAACCGCCAAGUCAACCUGGAAGACAUCGAACGGGACAAUCUCAACAGCGAGCGCCACCUGGCGUUCAAGAAGGAAGCGAAACCAUACCAACCCCCACUGCAAGCAUCCUCUUCCCAGAGUAGCAAUCACUACGCGAUCCAAAUCGAACACCACCCGGGUGGGGCCACCAGCCACGCCGGCAUCAACUAUGUCACGCCGAUUCCAUCGGGACCUGCUGGUAUUACGUACGCUAAAAUUCCGACCGGACCGGGCAUAACCUACUCGAAACCUUUCACGGCCCAGUACAACGCACAGUACCAGCCUCAGUACCCGCAGAAGGUUCCGCAGGUGCAUGAAGACCACUCGACCUACACGGUGCCGUCGCGUCAGUCGUUGAUCCAGCCGAUCAUCGGCGGAAGCGCUCCGGCCGCGAACCAUCUGCUGACGCCCCAGCCGCAGUACGUGUACGUGCAGGCCCAGCCCCAGCAGGUUCACCAGUACGCGAACCACAACAUGGCCCAAUCGCUGAUGCAUAUUCUCCCACAGAACCAACAAGCUUAUAUCAUGAUACCAUCGUCCUACUACCAGCCACCGCACUCGGCACAGCAGUAUGCGGCUUAUGUGAACGACCAGGACAACCACGGCGGCAACAACAACCAAGCUGUGCAGGCUUACUCGCACGGUGAAACCGGCAACAGCAGCCCAUCAGCUGCAGCGGCGCCCCCCAGUGGUGCAUCGGCUCCGUUGAAGACCCCCGGAGUGGUCUACGCAGCGGUACCUUCCUCAACGCCGGCUCCCCCGCGACCGCAUCACACUCCAGCUGCAGCUGACGAGUACUCCAUCUCGCAGAACGCCGAACCCGCGAUAUACUUCAACCACAACCAUCUGGCUCAACCGACUUCCGGAGUCCAGUACAGCUACUCGCCAGCCAAGCCUUCCAUUCAGAUCCACCACGAAGUCCGAUCCAGCUAUCCCUCGUUGGCCCAGCCAAACAAUGGAAUCCUCAACUACCUUGGCGUACAACACAAAGCCCCCACGAGUCUUCUUGAUUCCUACGUCCCCAGUGCCCUCCAGUUCACUCCCCUCAAACAGUACCAAUAUCCGACCAAACCCGCCGUUCCAGUUCAGGUCUACCACCAUCCGUACCACCGUCACCCCCAGCAUCACUACCCACCCCAGACUCAACAACCCCACCAGUUCUACCAACCCUCCUAUCCGGUUCCCCACCACUCGACCUACCCAAUCUACCAACCCCCGCAGCAGCUUCACUUCCAGCAACCCCAGCCAACUCCAACGGCCAUAUCUCACAUCCCGGCGGCAUCCUCCCUCUACAACACCAUCGCGUACUCGGUCCCGCUGGCGCACACCCAAACGGCCACCCAGUACAAGCGGUCCCCGGCCCUCGAGAGUGUCGCCGGAUUCAAGCCAUCGGUGCCGCAACGCACGAAGCUGCAACCGGCUGCUGGGAAGGUGAACUAACGUUUCGCAAAACUUACCGAAUAAGAAGUCUAAUUUAUAUACGAUAAGAUUAACCGUUUAGUUUCGAGACGAUGUACGAAAACGCCCGAAUAACUCCAUACGAACGAGAAACUUCGCAGUUACCUUUCACUAAUCACGAAAUCAUAACAAGUUAGAUGUUCGAAAUGUGGUGAAAUAAAACCGUCCACUAGAGUUACAGUGAAAACAAAAAAUCAGACAAUUGUAAAUAUUUUGCU